Closterium sp. Naga37s-1 is the source of this 1851-nucleotide messenger RNA. Lineage: Eukaryota; Viridiplantae; Streptophyta; Zygnematophyceae; Desmidiales; Closteriaceae. The record is from the annotation of a GenBank genome assembly.
AUGACAGCCUUGAAUGAGCGGAACGAGUGCAUCCCCUUUUACCCAAUCGGACUGCAGCAGGGAAGCACAGAUGGACUGCAGCAGGGAAGCACAGAUGGACUGCAGCAGGGAAGCACAGAUGGACUGCAGCAGGGAAGCACAGAUGGACUGCAGCAGGGAAGCACAGAUGGACUGCAGCAGGGAAGCACAGAUGGACUGCAGCAGGGAAGCACAGAUGGACUGCAGCAGGGAAGCACAGAUGGAAUGCAGCAGGGAAGCACAGAUGGACUGCAGCAGGGAAGCACAGAUGGAAUGCAGCAGGGAAGCACAGAUGGACUGCAGCAGGGAAGCACAGAUGGACUGCAGCAGGGAAGCACAGAUGGACUGCAGCAGGGAAGCACAGAUGGACUGCAGCAGGGAAGCACAGAUGGACUGCAGCAGGGAAGCACAGAUGGACUGCAGCAGGGAAGCACAGAUGGACUGCAGCAGGGAAGCACAGAUGGACUGCAGCAGGGAAGCACAGAUGGACUGCAGCAGGGAAGCACAGAUGGACUGCAGCAGGGAAGCACAGAUGGACUGCAGCAGGGAAGCACAGAUGGACUGCAGCAGGGAAGCACAGAUGGACUGCAGCAGGGAAGCACAGAUGGACUGCAGCAGGGAAGCACAGAUGGAAUGCAGCAGGGAAGCACAGAUGGACUGCAGCAGGGAAGCACAGAUGGACUGCAGCAGGGAAGCACAGAUGGACUGCAGCAGGGAAGCACAGAUGGACUGCAGCAGGGAAGCACAGAUGGACUGCAGCAGGGAAGCACAGAUGGACUGCAGCAGGGAAGCACAGAUGGACUGCAGCAGGGAAGCACAGAUGGACUGCAGCAGGGAAGCACAGAUGGACUGCAGCAGGGAAGCACAGAUGGACUGCAGCAGGGAAGCACAGAUGGACUGCAGCAGGGAAGCACAGAUGGACUGCAGCAGGGAAGCACAGAUGGAAUGCAGCAGGGAAGCACAGAUGGACUGCAGCAGGGAAGCACAGAUGGACUGCAGCAGGGAAGCACAGAUGGACUGCAGCAGGGAAGCACAGAUGGACUGCAGCAGGGAAGCACAGAUGGACUGCAGCAGGGAAGCACAGAUGGACUGCAGCAGGGAAGCACAGAUGGAAUGCAGCAGGGAAGCACAGAUGGACUGCAGCAGGGAAGCACAGAUGGACUGCAGCAGGGAAGCACAGAUGGACUGCCGCAGGGAAGCACAGAUGGACUGCAGCAGGGAAGCACAGAUGGACUGCAGCAGGGAAGCACAGAUGGACUGCAGCAGGGAAGCACAGAUGGACUGCAGCAGGGAAGCACAGAUGGAAUGCAGCAGGGAAGCACAGAUGGACUGCAGCAGGGAAGCACAGAUGGACUGCAGCAGGGAAGCACAGAUGGACUGCAGCAGGGAAGCACAGAUGGACUGCAGCAGGGAAGCACAGAUGGACUGCAGCAGGGAAGCACAGAUGGACUGCAGCAGGGAAGCACAGAUGGACUGGAGCAGGGAAGCACAGAUGGACUGCAGCAGGGAAGCACAGAUGGACUGCAGCAGGGAAGCACAGAUGGACUGCAGCAGGGAAGCACAGAUGGACUGCAGCAGGGAAGCACAGAUGGACUGCAGCAGGGAAGCACAGAUGGACUGCAGCAGGGAAGCACAGAUGGACUGCAGCAGGGAAGCACAGAUGGACUGCAGCAGGGAAGCACAGAUGGACUGCAGCAGGGAAGCACAGAUGGACUGCAGCAGGGAAGCACAGAUGGACUGCAGCUCUGCACCGGCCCUGCUGUAGAGACGGUGCUCACGGUGCACCGGCCCUGCUGUAGGGAUGGUGCUCACGGUUCACCGGCCCUGCUGUAG